Messenger RNA from Artibeus jamaicensis (Jamaican fruit-eating bat), 2199 nucleotides. RefSeq names its product GLI pathogenesis related 2 (gene GLIPR2). NCBI's taxonomy places the organism in Eukaryota, Metazoa, Chordata, Mammalia, Chiroptera, Phyllostomidae. Gene Ontology annotation, cellular component: extracellular region. The record is from RefSeq and is a predicted model, not a curated record. The coding region runs from base 97 to 561 and encodes 154 amino acids. The transcript is spliced from 5 exons.
GGCGGCCGCUCGACCUCCCCCUAGGCUGUCCUAGCGGUUCGCGGCAGGCCGAGAAGCGCAGAGGCAGCGGGAGCCCGGGAGCUUACGGAGCCGGCCAUGGGCAAGUCAGCUUCCAAACAGUUUAAUAACGAGGUCCUGCUAGCCCACAACGAGUACCGGAAGCAGCAUGGUGUCCCCCCACUGAAGCUCUGCAAGAAGCUCAACCAGGAGGCUCAGCAGUAUUCAGAGGCCCUGGCCAGCACGAGGAUCCUCAAGCACAGCCCAGAGUCCAGUCGCGGCCAGUGUGGAGAGAACCUGGCUUGGGCAUCCUAUGACCAGACAGGAAAGGAGGUGGCUGACCGAUGGUACAGUGAAAUUAAGAACUACAACUUCCAGCAGCCUGGCUUCAACUCUGGGACUGGACACUUCACGGCCAUGGUGUGGAAGAACACGAAGAAGAUGGGAGUGGGGAAGGCAUCUGCAAGCGAUGGCUCAUCCUUUGUGGUGGCCAGAUACUUCCCGGCAGGGAAUGUCGUCAACCAGGGCUUCUUUGAAGAAAACGUCCUGCCUCCCAAGAAGUAACUUGCCAAAUGCAGUGGGCAGGUGGCAGACUUAAGAACGUGGAUAUGAAGUGCCUAGAACAACAAGCACGCAGCUGUGCAUCUGUCUUUGUGGCUGUAUGUGCUUGUGUGUGUGAUGCAUGUGUGUGUCUCUUGCGCACACACUUGGACAUACAGUUUUGCAUGAACUCAUUCCUAGCAAAGGAAUGAGCUGUGGAAGCCUUUACUCCGAUUGUUAGACCACAAUUAUUUAGACUUUGGGGGGGGGGAAAUCCAUUUUUUUAACUUUUUGUUUUUUUUUAAGCAAACUUUUGUAUCUUUCUUACUGAUUUCAAAUGUUGGUGAUGCUGAGAAGUUCAUUUCCUGUGAUCUUCGUGCACUGUAAUCUACUUGGGGUAGAUAUUUAAGAAUAUUAAACCUUCAUUUAAAUGUGACAUAGAACACAGCUUCUAAUGCAGGCGGAUAAAGCAGCUUCCGUCAGAAACACGGUGCAGGCAGGGGUUCCCCGGAAUCACUGGGACUUCUCAGUGGUAAGACAUGUUGCCACUCGUGCCCCUGGAAUUCUCUGAUGGGAUUGCCAAAAAACAAGUGAAGAAAAAAGCUUUACUUCCUCCCGUUUUUCUUUUUUUUGUAUGCCACCUCAUUUUAUUAUUUUCUUUUUCAUUGAAUUUAGUGGGGUGACACUGGUUAACAAAAUUACACAGGUUUCGGGUGCACAGUACUGCAACACAUCAUGGGUACACUGUAUUGGGUGUCCCCCCCAGUCAAGUCUCAGUCCAUCACCAUUCAUCCCCCUCAAACUCUCCUCUACCUCCCCCUACGCCCCCUCCCCUUGGCAGUCACCACAGUUGUUCGCGUCCAUGAGUUCUUUCUCUUUCUUUUUUUUGCUCAAUCCUCCAGCACUGCCCCCGUUUUUCUACCUUUACAUAGCAAAGUACUGCUACCGUCACCACCCUUGACCCCCCAUCUUUUUUUCUUAACCCCCCCCUGGCAUUUCAUAGCUCAGUAUGUACCCCUCAAUUCCCAGGGAGCUGGGCCAGGCCUGAAACUCACCCCUCCCCCAAGUCUGCUAGGUGGCGCAGGGCCCAUUGUGGGAGAGGGAGCCCCUCACCCUGCCUGGGCUCUUGGCCAAGCGGCCUUGGAUGGAUGAAGUCAGUGAGCGUCCGGGUGAGGGUGAGCUCACUCAGGGCCCCCAGAGGAAACCCUCCAGCCGCUGGCCUCCCCGUCACAGGGCGGGAGCCCAGGCUGUUCCUGGCAGCUGUGGCUGCAGCUGCGCUGCUGCUCCGGCCUGGAAUGUGUGGCGGGCCCCAGUGUUCCUGGGAGAUUCCCAUGCGGGGGCUUAGAGUCGCUGAUGUGGCUCUGCAUUUUGCCUCAAACUACACAAAGUUCCCCUGAAUAAUGACUUCAUGUGGGCCAUGGGAGAGGGACCAACCCAGAUGCCAAGCUGAGUAUCCCUGAGACCACGGCACCCGUAGGUGGUGAGACAGCCGGGCAGGCACUAGGGAGCUGCCUGCAUAAAGGCUGGAGUCUGACCAGACCCAUCCUUGAAACACGUUUCCUGAAGGUCUCUGCAGCACUGUGAGCACAGUCUCAUGCUGUGCCCUUCGUUUCACCCAGGCAUAUGGACGAAGACAAUAAAAUCUUUUCCUUUUGUGUAAUA